GUAGAGGGGGAUAGCUCUAUUGGUAGUACUACUCGGAUAAUGAAUCCCGCAUUUUUGUUAUAUGAUGGCUUUGCUAUAAACUCGCUGUACGCCAUUAUGGUGGAUUUGGAGCGUAAGGGCGGACGAGAAAAAUCAUUGCGAAACCCUUCAGAUUAGAUAUGAUCCAUCAUGAUUUAUGCUCUUAAGAAAAGAAGAGGACUAAUGGUAUGCAUAAAAUGUAACUGUAAAGGAUAUGCUGGGUGUACUGUUGGAGAAUAGCCACUGUCAACAAGAAGACUCCACAUGAUAUUGCGUCAGGCGAAAUUGAUCUAACGAUUGAGAACUUAUUAUAAUUUCCUAAUACUGCCACAGUGUAUGUCUGCUCCACUUUCCCUAAGAGUAUGCUGUCUUGUUGCAAUGGCGCCUGCACUCACUGAUCCAGUGGCGACCCAGACAAAAUUGAAAGUCAAAUUUCCAAAAGUGGACCCCUCCUUGAGCCUUCCAUUAGCAAAGCCUCUGGAGGUGAAAAGCAGCGUGCACAAAGACGGCAUUUCCACCCCAAAGAACACACCAAAGCAUAAGGUUACUCUUAAUUCUGUUUUAAAUUUUAAACAAAUUGAGAACGGUAUUCUAAAAACUGUUGGACUUAGUUCAAAGAUAAAGCAAUUUAAGAUAAUUCAGAAAGGUGUGAACAAAAACAAAGACCCUGGACAGGUGGAGGUGUUGCACCAUUACAGACAUUCUGGUGACCGGAAAAUGAACCAGCCCAUGGAAUCUUUGAAUGGAAUGUCAAAGGAGAAUGGUUUGAAAUCGGCAAGUGAAUUAAAAAAGUCCAUUGAUAUAAGUACAUUGAAUAAAAAUUUGAAUGGAGAUCAUGAUCCUGUAAACCAUGCUCUGCAAAAUGGAGACCAAGAGCAUGCAUCAAAGGCAACUUCUGUGCCAGAUGUGGUGACGUCAGUGAAUUCUGAAGCAGAAGUUGUCAAAGAUGAUGUAUGUGAUGGUGCUGAUAAUGACACUGAAUUUGUUGACAUUGAAAAUGAACAGGCAGACCUUAUUAAGUCUGAAAAAGAACUAAGUGAAGAGGUUAGUGAAAAGCAGCAAGUGUUGGAGAGAAGGACAGACAGACUUUUGAGAAGGUUACGGCGUUUACAAGGACGCCAGUUAGAAACGCACAUUCGAAAUCAAACUGGAAGUUAUGUUAGCUUCCUUCAUCGUAAUCUCCAAUCUGUGGCUCACAGAUCCAUGGGAAUAUCAGGUCCACAUUCAGAACUGAAAGCAGAACUUUUAAAAAGUGGAGAUGUGAAGAGUUUAUCCACUGCAGCACUUGUGAAUUUGGUGAGGAAAAUUCAGUCCACACAAAAUCAGGCUGCACUCAACAAGCGCAUAGCUACACAGAAAAAAGCAAAGGAGGACAAGUCAUCUCAAAGUGUGUUGGUAAUAGACACUCAGAUCUGCAAAGAGGCCAACCGAGUGUCUGGACAGCUCCAGGCAAAUUUACAUCACAUGCUGGACACCUUGGACUCGGACGCUACAGAGAGCAGCUCAGGUGGGGAAAGCUGUGAUGAGGAAGAUGAGUACGAAAGAGAAAGAAAAAUCCCUCCACCACCAUUACAUCGUCGGGCGGAGUGGAAGUGGGCAUCAGAUCGAGCAGCAGUAGCAUGUCGAUGGACGUGGUUACAAGCUCAAGUUUCGGAUCUAGAAUACCGAAUUCGUCAACAGAGUGAUAUUCACAAACAAAUACGGCAUAAUAAAGGCAGUGUUGUUCUGGGAGAGCCACCUUCAUUGGAGGAGCUAAGUGCGCGCCUAAGGCAGGCUCGAGCAAAUGGCAAACUGUUGUCUCCAAUUGAAACCAGAAUUGCCGAUUUUGAUGCAAAGAACGUGUCUGGAUCCCCCUGUAAUAUAUCUGCUGUCCUGUCCAAUGUUAACCGCCAAGCAACAAAAUUAACACAAUCACUAGGGAACUGUCUAACACCGGUUCAGUCUACCCUGCUGAAUGAGAACAAUUUGAAAGACGGACAGUGUAACAAUUUGAAUGGUGUUGUGAACUCGGGGCAUCCAUCCACUGUGACAGAAGACAAUGUUUCGGUGUUACAUGGACCCUCAGGUGAUGCGACAUCGGCCGAACAGUCUCCAUCUCCAGCCCUUCUUGAUGCUACUUGUCAGGCUGCACGAUGUCGACCGGUGCGUAACUACAGGAAGAGGAAAUUGUUAAGGACUUCAGGCCUACAUCAGGUCUCCCGUAAAGCCGCACGUCUGUCUACAGUGAAGUGCCAUUGUUCUCCGCCUUUUUCUUCAUGUCCCAUGUGUGGAGGACGAUACAAUAAUUCGCAGACUGUGGACGCUGACACCAUGCCUGUGAAUGAGAGAGUGUCCCUCCUUGAUCCAUCCUAUCACCCAGUGUUGUCUUUCAAUGAAGAAAUUCCACUGACAAUCCACUUUGAGGCUUUGCUUAAGAGUGGAGACUGGCAAAACAAACCACCACCGAAAGCUACAAAACUCAUGCCUUCAGACAGAAAAAGGCAGAAGUUGUUGGUACCCUCUAUGCGAGACAAAGUUAGGAAACAAACAAAAUAUGCGAAGGGGGCAGCAACAGCUUUACUGGCAUCAGCAAAGUUGCGAAACAAGUAUGAAAGAAGGACUCCAACAAAAGGUAGACCAAGUCUGAAGGCAACCAGGAAAGUCUCUGAUAUUAGAAAAAGAAGGAUGGCAGAUAAUAUUUCCAUAGCACUAAAACAGAACAGUAUGGAUGAUGGUCAGUUGUCCGGGCCUUCAGACUAUGAUGAGGAUGAUGAAUAUGCAAAUUGUGGUCGGGAUGGUCUCCUCUCCUCCAGUGGGGCUUCAGCUGGCUUCAAGGAAUUGAAGGAUGCCACCAUGAGGAAAAGACGACUGGAGAAUGCAUAUGAUAUUGACAACAUUGUCAUACCAUAUAGUAUUGCAUCAGCUACACGAGUGGUCAAAUUGGAAUAUAAGGAAAUUGUAACACCGAAAUGGAGAGAUAUAACACAGGCCACUGAAGUAACGGACAAUACAACAGAAGAUUCUACUGAGUUACCUGAAGAGAUUGAAAUUACAUCAGAUGAUUUUUUUGCUGCUAUGCAUGAAAAAUGUGAAAUCCAAGAGAAGAAACGUUUCCAGUCUUUCAUACAAUAUCCCAGUCGUCGCAGUCGGGGAUCGAGGAAUGAUUCAGGACCAUUGACUCCAGAAACAAUUUCGGGAGAUGUAAAUGUUGUCGGUGAAAGUAGUGACAGUGCUCAAAAAAUUGAUGAUGACACUCGGCGUCGAAGUCAAACACUCUCGUCAAGUGGGGGAAGUAACACUAACCUGGCGGCAUCAUUGAGAGAGGAAGUGUUCCGACGUCGGAGCAGUUCUGCUUCACUGAGGCGAUCAAGUGUGAGUGUUGGCACUGAUGAUAUGAGUAUGGACUUCGAUGAUGGAGAAACAAUAGAACCCUGGCCAAUCAGAGCUUUUCCUCUGUCAGAAGAAGAGUAUGAAGAAAUGAAAGUAACUGUUUCGACUCCUGAGGAGAGCAGGUCUUACGUACCCCGCGAAAAGAUCUCAAACAGCUUAUUGAUAGGAUUGGGCAGCGAGACCAGUGUUAGUGAAGAAACAAGAUUUGAAGCAAUGGAGACACGGGUUAGUUUGCCUGGAUCUCCUAACAGCUCAAAUGGAUCACACGCAAGUGAAGACCCAAAUGAUCCAGAGUGGACUGUUGCUAAUGGUGAUAAAUUGGGGGAAAAAAAUGUAGUUCGACUUGGUCGUAGAUGAUGAAAAUUAACUAUUCAGAAAAGAAAAAAGUUUGGAUUUAGAAAUAGAAUAUAGCUUGUUAAGUUUUGUUUUCUUGUGAAUUGAUAUUGUCCAGAAUCAAGUGUGAAAUAUGUUUGCAUCACUUAGAUGGAUAAUUCAGUUUAUGGAAGGCACCUUUGUAAUGCAUCGUCAAAGCAUGGACCUUAUCAUUUAACAUUUCUGUUUAGAGAUGUAAAGAAAAAUAAAGAUCACUAAUUCUCUUAAUAAGUCACUGAUUUCAAACCCAUUUCACAUUAGUGUCGGACACGCUCUGAAUUUAAACUGGUACAUGUAUCCAUACUUAAUACUUGUUGGUUGUGUGAAUAUAUUGAAACAAAUUGUUUGGUUGAAAUAUUUUGUUAUAAAAUGUAAAAGAUCUGGAUUUUUUUGUUGUUGUAAGGACAGGGUCUUAAAUAUGUUCGUAGAUCAUGAUUUGUCCGAACAAGAUACUUCUUUUUUUGCUUUUUUUGCCCGGGUUUAGUGAAAGAAAGAAAAAGUACAAAAAAAUUAUCUUGAGACUUGUCAUCCCAUUACAGCCACUUUGUUGCUCCUGUUGUAUAUAUAUUUUGUAGCACACAGAUUUUUGUAUCAUAAUCCUGUACAGACUCUUUUAUAUUGAAGAACGGAACUGAACAAGUUUGCCUGAGAAUGCUAUAAUCAACAUUUUUAUGACCAAUCAUUAAAUUUUUUUUGCAAUGAUCACUUAAUCAUGUAAGCACAUUUCCCAUUAAUUAGAUAUAAAACUUACAUUCCAUGAGAAGUGUCCCAAUUCAAUGCUGAUUCAGUUAUGUGUUACAGAGAAAAUCAAAGAACAAGUGGUUCUCUGUUCAAUAGCAUUUUUGGCAACAUUCAUCUCCACCCCAAGAUUUUAAUCGUGGUAUAACAAGAGUUGUCCUUCUUUAUCUUUGUAGAUCAUGAAAGAAAGACCUGUUAUUCUUUGCACGAUAUGGUCGUCAAACACCACAUCUUUGUUCUGAUUAUUUUAAAUCGAGUUUUGCAAGAAAAAAAUAUUUCAAAAGAAUUGAAUCUUGUUUUAAUUUUAUUUAGUUUAGUAUUUUUUGGUUAAUUUUCUUUUUUCAGUAAUGUCAUUUCUGUUGUACAAAAAUGAUUGGACUUUUUAGCUUAAGAUCAAACAACUUCAAUAGUAUGUAUCAUGGCUUCUUCAUGAAAAUGAAAUAAAAAAGAGAGAAAAUCCU
Messenger RNA from Ostrea edulis (European flat oyster), 4958 nucleotides. Its product is annotated as KAT8 regulatory NSL complex subunit 1-like. The record is from RefSeq and is a predicted model, not a curated record. The coding region runs from base 355 to 3744 and encodes 1129 amino acids. NCBI's taxonomy places the organism in Eukaryota, Metazoa, Mollusca, Bivalvia, Ostreida, Ostreidae. Gene Ontology annotation, molecular function: histone acetyltransferase binding. Gene Ontology annotation, cellular component: NSL complex. The transcript is spliced from 9 exons.